Molecule: messenger RNA, 1807 nt
Organism: Camelus dromedarius (Arabian camel)
Lineage: Eukaryota; Metazoa; Chordata; Mammalia; Artiodactyla; Camelidae
Gene: PGAM1
Product: phosphoglycerate mutase 1
Exons: 4
Coding region: 126-890 (254 amino acids)
Biological process (GO): glycolytic process
Molecular function (GO): intramolecular phosphotransferase activity
Source: RefSeq, a predicted model, not a curated record
AUUUGGACCAGCUAGUGCGCGGGAGCUGGGCGGUGGGGCGCGAGCGCGCAGGCGCUGCCGGGGGCAGGACUGCGACUCCGGAAUCUCGGUGAGCCCCAGUCUACGCCGCACCCCGAGCCGCCGCCAUGGCCGCCUAUAAGCUGGUGCUGAUCCGGCACGGCGAGAGCACAUGGAACCUGGAGAACCGCUUCAGCGGCUGGUACGACGCAGACCUGAGCCCGGCGGGGCACGAAGAGGCGAAACGCGGCGGGCAGGCGCUGCGAGAUGCUGCCUAUGAGUUUGAUAUCUGCUUCACCUCAGUGCAGAAGAGAGCGAUUCGGACGCUCUGGACAGUGCUGGAUGCCAUUGACCAAAUGUGGCUGCCAGUGGUGAGGACUUGGCGCCUUAAUGAGCGCCACUACGGGGGUCUGACUGGCCUCAAUAAAGCAGAAACUGCUGCCAAGCACGGCGAGGCCCAGGUAAAGAUCUGGAGGCGCUCCUAUGAUGUCCCGCCACCUCCGAUGGAGCCUGACCAUCCCUUCUACAGCAACAUCAGUAAGGAUCGCAGAUAUGCAGACCUCACUGAAGAUCAGCUACCCUCCUGUGAGAGUCUGAAGGACACUAUUGCCAGGGCUCUGCCCUUUUGGAAUGAAGAAAUUGUUCCCCAGAUCAAGGAGGGGAAACGGGUACUGAUUGCAGCCCAUGGCAACAGCCUUCGGGGCAUUGUCAAGCAUCUGGAGGGUCUCUCUGAAGAGGCUAUCAUGGAGUUGAACCUGCCAACUGGCAUUCCCAUUGUCUAUGAACUGGACAAGAACUUGAAGCCUAUCAAGCCCAUGCAGUUCCUGGGGGAUGAAGAGACCGUGCGUAAAGCCAUGGAGGCUGUGGCUGCCCAGGGCAAAGCCAAGAAGUGAGGGCGAGCAGCAGAUUACUUUCCCAAGGACCCUCCACCCCUCACCCCGCCACCAGCCCAUCCCAUUCCUCUGCACCUCUCCCCUGCACAUGUCACACUGACCACAUCUGUAGGCAUCUCAAGUUGUAGUUGCAGAUGGGGACUGGUGGCUCCCAAUUUCGUUUUAGCCAUUUUGUCUCUUGCACCCACUCCCUUUAUACAGUCUAGUCAGAAUGGCACCGCUGGGGCACAUCCUCAGUCCAAGCCGAGGGAAGACUUUAUCCAAGAGCGCUGAGAGGUAGUAACUGGGGGUUUUACUAGUGCUUUGUUUAUUACUAAGGACCUGCCUGAGUAGGGGAUAGGGAGGAACCAUGCUAAGGUAUGACCACCAAGGAGAAGCAGGAGAGCCUAUUUGUGUUCCUGGGAGCCAGCUGGGUACUGUUCUAUUCAGGUGACUGAGGGCUCUAGUCAUUCCAGUGGAAGAUGAAAUAUAACCUGUGUGGUGAUUCAAACAUUUCCUCCCUGACUCGACGAUUGGGAUCAAUCCUAAAUGUUUAUGUGUUACAUUUACUUUUACAAAAAAAAUUUUAUAUAUAUAUAUAUAAAUUAAAAAACCCCUUGUGGGGUUUCUAGUAGCGGUUGAAAUAUUCCCACAUGUGGUCAUCAGAAAAUAAGUCAUUCCUUAUGCCAUCGUGGGGUAAGCUCCUUGACUUCUAAGGUGUAGGAGUUCAUCCUGUGUGUUUUAGGAUCCCUCCCCUGCCUUACUGUUUUCUGGCAGUGGAAUGCCUCUUGCUCAUGUCCAAGUGUGUCCUCCACUGUGCCUGAUUUCUGAAUCAUGUUCCAGUUGCUUGGCCCACCACUGGGGCCCAGAACUCACUUGAGCAUGAAUAUACUAAGUCUUUUUUCCAGAUCAGUAUAAUAAAGGAGUGAUGUGCAAUA